UUGGCUCAGGGCUCUUUGCAUCCGUCGAACACUUUGGCCCUCCGAAACCCUUGAGAAGAUGGCGCGCGGAAUCAUCAAGCACCUGAAGCGCAUGUAUGCGCCGAAGCACUGGAUGCUCGACAAGCUCCGCGGGCGAUGGGCGCCCAAGCCAAACGCCGGUCCUCACAAGCUCCGCGAGUGCAUGCCACUCAUCGUUAUGCUGCGACAACGCCUCAAGUAUGCCCUGACCUACCACGAGGUGAAGAUGAUUGUCAUGCAGCGCCUCAUCAAGGUCGACGGCAAGGUCCGCACCGACAUGUUCUACCCUGCGGGCUUCAUGGACGUGGUCCAGAUCGAGAAAACCAAGGAGAACUUCCGCCUGCUUUACAACACCAAGGGCCGAUUCAUGCUCCACAAGGUCACCAAGGAGGAGGCCGGCUACAAGCUCUGCCGCGUGAAGAAGGUGAUGCGAGGCCUGCGCGGCGUUCCUUACGCCGUGACCCACGACGGCCGCACCAUCCGCUACCCGGACCCGGACGUCAAGGCGCAUGACACUGUUCGGCUGGAUCUUGAGACGGGCAAGAUUCUGGCGCAUGUGAAGUUCGAGCCUGGCAACGUCGUGACCAUCAGCGGCGGGAACAACAUUGGCCGUGUGGGAGUCAUCACGCACCGUGAGAAGCACCCGGGCUCCUUCGAGAUGGUUCACGUGAAGGACUCGGCCGGCCACAGCUUCAACACGCGGCUGGAGAACGUCUUCGUCAUUGGCGAGGGCAACAAGCCUUGGAUCUCCCUGCCCAAGGGCAAUGGCAUCAAGCUGAGCAUCGUGGAGGAUCGCGCCCAGAGGAUGCAGCGAAAGUAGACGGAAGCAGACGCGCGAGCGGCACACGUGAGCAGGUGGUUUCUGCAGCGCUCGGGUUGCAAAGCUCUUGACGGAAA
This is a messenger RNA of Effrenium voratum, 915 nucleotides long. NCBI's taxonomy places the organism in Eukaryota, Dinophyceae, Suessiales, Symbiodiniaceae. The record is from the annotation of a GenBank genome assembly.